Molecule: messenger RNA, 3850 nt
Organism: Danio rerio (zebrafish)
Lineage: Eukaryota; Metazoa; Chordata; Actinopteri; Cypriniformes; Danionidae
Source: RefSeq, a predicted model, not a curated record
UGACUUCCUGUAUAAGGUGUGCUGAAGUGUGCGUCAGGAUCUGGCGUCCCGGAGCAGGAUAGGAUGGCCGGGGGGCCCUGGACUCAAAUAUUCACCUGAAGACCACCAGGACAACUUACACAGCUUACCAGAGUCCAGAAAUCAGGCAAAUUUUUAACUUGUGGGACAACGCAGGGACAAAGUCCUCUCAUUUUUCCUUUUACUUUCUCUCAUUCCCCUUCUCGCUUUACCUCUGCCGGAGCGAUUGGAUUACCUGUUCAGGUGGAUGGCUCAAAACGCAACCUGACACAACAAAGCCCUCGGGAAAACAUUUCAUCCUACGACACCAUAUCUGCCAUUGCACAAUGAGUGAUCAAGAAGAGGCGGGCGCUGUGGCGAUGCCUGUUUGCGGGGCAACAGGAGUCACUCCCACCGCCCCUCCUCCUGAUCUCUGCCACAUCUGUGGACAACGCCACCUACAGGAGGAGAACCACGAAUAUACCUACAAAGAGGACGUGGAUGAUGACCUCAUGUGCCACAUCUGCCUCCAGCCCCUGAUCCGGCCGCUGGACACCCCAUGUGGGCACACCUACUGCCAGGAGUGUUUGACAAACUUUCUGCUGGAGAGCGACUUCUGCCCGGUGGAUCGCACUCCUUUGAUGCUGCAGAAGUGCCGAAAGUCCAGCCUUCUGGUGCACAAAUUGCUGGAUAAACUGAUGGUGUCUUGUCCCUUUGCUGAUCACUGCACUGAAGUGAUGCCGCGGGGGGAAAUGGAGGGACAUAUCAGAUGCCGGUGUAAAGGAGCGUCACACUAUGGACUCUCUGCAGAGAGAAAGCGUCGCUCUCAGGAGGGCGACUGCACAGACAGCACCUCAGAGCUCACUCUGGCAGCACUGCCCGGCGAGGGUUGCCCCUCCUCAGCCAUCGCCCUCCUAUCAGAUGAGCCUGGCCUGGUUAACCCCGCCUAUGAGCCCAGUGUGGAGGAUAACAGCCAAUCCGGGAGCACCACCAGCCUGGCAGCACGCAGCGGUUCCCGGAAGAGUGAGUAUCGCAACUUCGACAGGACGUCGGUACGCAGCCGCUCAUUUCGGCGCCUGAAUAGAGCCUUCAGUGUCCUACGGAGGACCAAGAGUGGGACAGCAGUGGCCAAUGACACCACAGAGGAGCGAGACAACCUCAGAAAUGCCAACAUACCAGCAGAGGGUGAGUUAUUCGCAUUACCUCAGCUGCAUCAUCUAAUCCCUGAUGGUGAGGUCACCAGUAUUAAGAUCACCAGGGCAGAUCCUUGUGAACCACUGGCAAUCAGUAUUGUUGGUGGCAAUGAGACCCCUCUAGUACGCAUCCUCAUACAAGACAUCUACCGCGAGGGGGUCAUCGCUCGGGAUGGAAGACUACUACCUGGAGAUAUGAUUCUUAAGGUAAAUGGCAUUGACAUCAGUAACGUGCCUCACUGUUAUGCCGUGGCGGCUCUGAAGCAGCCGUGCACACUUCUGCGGUUGACCGUCCUGCGAGAGCAGCGCCAUCGCUACCGCUCCCAUCAUCACUCCCCCACCGAGGCCUUCCCUGCCCACACGGCCACCAUUCGGGAUGACAGCCUGCAUGUGGUCCUUGUUAAAAGAGCUCCCGAUGAGCAGCUGGGCAUCAAGCUGGUGCGCAGGCCUGAUGAGCACGGCGUCUUCAUCUUCCACCUGCUGGAGGGGGGACUGGCGGCCCGUGACGGCAGGCUGCGGGUAGACGACCGUGUGCUGGCCAUUAAUGGCCACGAUCUGAGAUAUGGUGCCCCAGAACACGCCGCGCUGCUUAUUCAGGCCAGCGAGGACCGUGUCCACUUCAUCGUGUCCCGCCAGACUCACAUUCCAGCUCCGGACAUCCUACAGGAGGCACCAUGGAACAUGGAGGGACCACCGCCCUACUCGCCUGUGGACAUCGAGCACACUUUACUGGAUUCGUGCCAAAAGCCAGCGUGUUACGAGAAGACGGUGACUCUGUUAAAGGAGCCGCAUGAUUCACUCGGUAUGACGGUUGCCGGUGGGAUGAGCAGCAGAGGUUGGGAUUUACCCGUCUAUGUCACGAAUGUCGACCCCAAUGGAGUGGUGGGACAGGAGGGUUCCAUCCGCAAAGGUGACAUCCUCCUGAAUGUGAAUGGAGUCGACCUGACAGGUGUGACCCGGAGCGAGGCUGUGGCCAACCUCAAGAACACCUCAUCCCCGGUGGUCCUGCAGGUGCUGGAAAUGAGACCCCCUAACGAGAGCUCGCUGGACUGCAUGCCACCCCUGCACUCGCCCUGCGCCCUCUCACCCUCCUCACCCGGAGAUGUCAAACUUCCCCCGCCCAAUGAUGACUACGCCCCACUCUGGGUGUCCUGGCUACAGCUGCCCAGGCAUCUCUAUUGCUGUAAAGACAUUGUCCUCCGCAGGAGCACGUCUGGCAGUCUGGGUUUCAGCAUUGUUGGUGGACAAGAAGAACUCAAUUGUAACCAGUCCUUCUUUAUUCGCUCAAUUGUAGAGGGAACACCAGCCUACAACGAUGGCAGGAUACGCUGUGGUGACAUCCUGCUGGAGGUGAAUGGGAAGAGUACCUGGGGAAUGACACACACGGCUCUGGUCCGCCUGCUCAAGGAGCUGAGGGGUCGGAUCACUCUCACCAUUGUUUCCUGGCCUGGCAGCUUGCUAUAGGACUACUCUGCAUGGGGGAGGGGCUUAUCACACUAACCCCACACUAGGGGGGAGAAGCUUACACAACAGACGUUAGAAAUGACAACAAAAAUGGUGGAUUUCAGAGUCUGGACAUUCCUAAAAGAUGCGGCUUGUAACAAAGACUGCACUUCGGGAGCAGGAAAUGACACAUGGACCUCAUGCAAGUACUAAGACUUUAAUUGCGAAGGCGGAGCUAAGGACUUUGAAUCUGCCCACCAAGAAGCACGUUUAUCAGACUCCAAACCAAGGAGGCACUUACACAGCCGUCAAGGCAUAAGGAUGAUAUUUGUGCAUGAGAGGAACAUUGUGUCGGUUAUAGGCAGAAAGCGGAGCAGUACUAAAGGACUGAAAUCACUAAUUCAGGAGUGAGUUUGUCAAUAAACGAGUCGGAAAUACAGUAGAUGUAUAGACAUUAUGGGCACUGUGCUAUAUGUAGUCAGAUUGUGAGACUCUAAUGUUGUUCGUAGAGGACGUUUGAGAUGUUGCACAUGAGACGGGUAUCCUUCGAACAGGAGGGAUCACCGGGAUGUAUCAAGAUGGGCUGGGGGACACACGUUGCCAAUUCCAUUAGUUUUACAUGUUAGAAAAAUGCAUCGAAGUGGACGCACAUUCUUUACUAUAAACGUCGAUGUCUGAAAAAAAGAAAACAAAACAGAUUCAAGCACUUGUACUUUGACUACUAUUACUUUUGGUUCAUUUCUUUCUCCGUUUCUAUGGCUUUCGGAUAUCGGCUUCGUUUUGUUCGUUCUGACAGUGGUUCGUUUUCUCCAUCCACCGGCAUGGAGACACAUUUGCCAAGUAGUUCUAUCUAUGUUGGUAUGUUUCAGAUGAAAAUAAACUAUAGUGAGUAAUAAAAAAGUGUAAUAAAAUAAAUAAAAAUCGCAACUGAAAAAAAGCAAUGUUAAUAAUCUAUUUUAAAAAUGGAUGAUAACUUAUAAUGCUUAUAAUGAUGUGAGAUUUUGGCGGCCUUGCUGACUUUUUUUGUUUACUCUGGAUGAGAACUGGAGAGAGUGAUGUGUGAAAGGCUCACUGUGUGAGUGCGUGUAUGAGUGUGCGUGUAUGUAUCAUCUGUGGGAAAGGUGUGUGUGCUCUGGCAUCUCAUGCUUUGGCUUGUGCAGUAUAUUGUAUCUGUUGGUACCUUUGGUUCAAUGAUCAAUAAAGUCAUUCUACAAGGA